AUUAUUUUUAUAGUGUUGAUCUGUUUGUUUCUUCAGGCUGUUAAGCUGUCAGUUCAGGAGGAUGUUUAAUCAACUCAACUGAGUAAUGUGAAACACGCACACAUAUACUGUACUUGGAGAGAUGGACUGUCCAGGAGUGGGAGGGAGGCGGCUAUUCAGCCAAUCACUGGCGGAGGCUUUGCGUAUCUGUGUUGGUUUCCUUUUACAGUGUCUCUACAACAUAGGCUAUUUUGAAGACACACACACACACACACAGCUGCACCUGACAAUCUGCUGAAGGGAGGCCAACUCUGUGGCCACUGAUCCAGAGGGAGAGAGAGAGAGAGAGAGAGAGAGAGAGAGAUAUGAAAGGAGGAACGCAGAAGCAGAAUGCAUGAGCCUGAGGAGGAGUGAGUGGUUGUCCUUUCCUCAAGGAGCUUUACACAAGUCCUCUCCCGUUGGAAUUACUGCCUGGCAGCAUGCCUGCGGCCCAUAACAACUCCUCACCACCGUGACUCUCAUCUGCUCUCGGACGAAAGGAUUCUUGCGCUUGUUAUCCACGUGAAGCUUCUGCCACUUUCAGCUCUCAGCUCACUGCGUAUUCUGAAUUGGCUGCAUAUUCUGGACCGGAACGCGAUGCUGGACCUUUACUGAGGCUCCCGCAGGCCAUACGCAGUCAGCAUCAGUCAGCGCUCUCCCCGGGCCUCAGGUAUGCUCACCUCCGCACUGCCCAGCCUCUACCCAGCAUCCCUCCUGCAGCUAUGAAGAGGUUCAGCAGCCUGAGAGGAAGCAAGAAGCGCAAGGACCACGAGGGGAGGGCAGGCAGACGCCAGUCAGAGCCCCACGGCCUUCUGGGAACCACCUCUAGUCUCUCCUCACCGCCCACUACUCCAACUCAAGUGACCAAACAGCCUCCACCGUUCCCUCUGGAAGGCAACCGCAGUGACCCUGAGCAACCUGAGGAACGGCUUCGAUCCAUCUCUUCGCCCCUGGACACAGGUCAACGCUUCAGCCUGCCCUCCGCUAAACCACCCCUGACCCCCACCUCAGCACCCAUCUCUACCUCACGCACGGUUCACGGUUUAUCCGAAGGCAUGCUGGAGAAACUUGACCUCGAGGAUGAAGCUGUUGAAGAGUCAGAGAGUGAUAUUUACAUGCGCUUUAUGAAGUCACACAAGUGCUAUGACAUUGUCCCGACUAGCUCCAAGCUAGUGGUCUUUGACACUACGCUACAAGUUAAAAAGGCCUUUUUUGCCUUGGUAGCCAAUGGAGUUCGAGCUGCCCCACUGUGGGAGACGAAGAAGCAGAGCUUUGUAGGAAUGCUAACCAUCACAGACUUCAUCAAUAUACUGCACAGAUACUACAAGUCACCCAUGGUGCAAAUCUACGAGCUGGAGGAGCACAAGAUUGAAACAUGGAGAGAGCUCUAUUUACAAGAAACAUUUAAACCAUUAGUCAACAUAUCACCGGAUGCAAGCAUAUUUGAUGCCGUGUAUUCGCUGAUCAAGAACAAGAUUCACCGCUUGCCCGUCAUCGACCCCGUCAGUGGAAAUGCACUUUAUAUCCUCACGCACAAGAGGAUCCUCAAGUUCCUCCAGCUCUUUGUGUGUGAGAUGCCAAAGCCUGCCUUUAUGAAGCAGACGCUGGAGGAACUGGGCAUCGGGACCUACAGCAACAUCGCCUUCAUCCACCCUGACACGCCUGUCAUCAAAGCCCUGAGCAUCUUCGUGGAGAGGAGGGUGUCCGCCCUUCCUGUGGUGGACGAGUCUGGAAAAGUUGUGGAUAUUUAUUCCAAGUUUGAUGUCAUUAAUCUUGCUGCUGAAAAGACCUACAAUAAUCUGGACAUUAGUGUCACUCAGGCUCUCAUGCAUCGCUCCCAGUACUUUGAGGGCGUGAUGAAGUGCAACAGACUGGAGACUCUGGAGACUAUAGUGGACAGGAUAGUCAAAGCUGAGGUGCACAGGCUGGUGGUGGUGGACGAGAACGCCUGCAUCGUGGGCAUCGUGUCCCUGUCGGACAUCCUGCAGGCCCUGGUGCUCACUCCAGCAGGUCUGAACAGAAAGGAGAACGAGGCAGAGGCUGAGUGAUGCAGGUUGGGGCUGCUAAGUUGUGUCAUGCUGCUGGAAGUGGAGGCAGGAGGUGGGUGUGGAGCUGGAGCGGCCCGCUGCGGGGGGUGGGGGGCUGCCACAGGGGGUGCGAAGGGCGUGGGGGUGUGAACUGUAAUGCUGCUGAAAGCCGGACGUAUGAACAGGCUACAGGGCGACAAGGUGGACCACCAGGGAUUUCUUCCUUAAAGGGAUUCUGCAAUCCUUUACUCUCUUCUAAACCGCGUCACUGCAAGCGCACAAGCGUCACCUUUCACUACACGCAAAAACAUCGCCAUCUGGUGUUUGUUCUGUGUUUUACAAGCAUCGCUAGACUUAGGACUGUACCAUCAUCACACUGAGGGGGGAGGCAUGUCAAGUGGCAGAGCAUUGAGAACUUUUUCCAAAGCAAAAUGUCUCCAUUUUCACGUUCUUUCUGUAGAAAGGAGCUUUGGCUUGUGGCUUUACUUGCACUUGCUAAUGACAUUCGAUGUCGUCCCUUUGCUCAGUCUUCUGCAGUAUCUUUUUUUUCUUUUUUUUUCUUUUUAAUCCUCCCCUAAAAAAUAUCCCUGAAUGAAUUCACCUCCCUCUGUCAAUGGUGCCUUCUGUCCACCAGUUGUCGCCCGUUAUUGAUGGCCGAGAGGACGCGAGAGCAGUGAAUGUUCAAAUGUAUCAAAGCGAAUGUGAGAGUGUCUGAAAACCAAAAUUUCUUUGCAUUUUGGAUAUGUUGUCACUGAUUUUAUGAAAGUUUAUAAUUUUCUUCCUUAGGAAGGUUCUUUUAUUAUUUCCAUAAGUUUUUUUUUUUUCUCUUCUGAAAUGAUGCUGUAAACAUAGAUUCAAAGGUUUAUUUAUUCGUACUUUAAUAGUUGUUUUAAUUUUGACGGUAACGGUUUGAGUGGAAUGGAAAGAGAGCGUUCUGCCCCUAUGCAUCAACAAGGUUCCGAUGACUUGACGACGUUCAAUGCAAUUCAAAAUUCAGCCGCUGCCUACAAGCCCUCAUUUCCUCUCUCCAGUUAACGCGGAGGCAUGCAACGAAACCUCUCAUACUCUGUAUCGAUCGUACUGUACAUAGGAAGAGCUACAUGAGGCGUCUCCAAGUGCCAGAGAAAGGUCUAUUUUUCUGUGUAUUCAAUGUAUGAAUCAUGUUGUUUGUAAUAUUACAGAUUUUUUUUUUUUUGCUCCGUUUUUUCGGUUCCUGUCAUCUUUAUCGUGGCUGUGUUGUCGAUAAAGGUCACUGAUGAAAGCGUUUUGUCCACUGAACAAUGCACAUCACUGGCAUGAGUAUGACACUACAGUGGUUCAACAUUGUGUUUGUUUUUUGUUUUAUUUUUUUUUUUUUCAUUUUGCAGUUUGAAAAACAAAAAUAAUAAAUCAUGCUACUGAAUCUUUGUAUGAUUUGUUUCAUGUUCUGCGUCUUAUUCAGUAUUUCUGUAUGUUUAUUGCAAUAAAUCAUUGUGUUCUUCUGAGUGGCCCAUA
Messenger RNA from Colossoma macropomum (tambaqui), 3539 nucleotides. RefSeq names its product 5'-AMP-activated protein kinase subunit gamma-1-like. NCBI's taxonomy places the organism in Eukaryota, Metazoa, Chordata, Actinopteri, Characiformes, Serrasalmidae. The transcript is spliced from 14 exons. The record is from RefSeq and is a predicted model, not a curated record. Bases 741 to 2066 code for a protein of 441 amino acids.